Lachancea mirantina is the source of this 1482-nucleotide messenger RNA. NCBI's taxonomy places the organism in Eukaryota, Fungi, Ascomycota, Saccharomycetes, Saccharomycetales, Saccharomycetaceae. The record is from the annotation of a GenBank genome assembly.
AUGUAUUUGAAAGUAUUGUACUUGCUUAUAGCCUAUGCAAUGGCGCAUAUAGCGCCAAUAGAAAUUGCUGGCAGACAUUUCAUGAACACGGAAACAAAAGAGCCGUUUUUCAUCAAGGGAGUUGACUACCAACCUGGUGGAUCUUCUAAAGUGGCUGCUGAUAAAGAUCCGCUGUCAGAUCCUGAAAUAUGUGCCCGUGAUAUCUACCUUUUCCAGAAGCUUGGAGUCAACACCGUCAGAGUCUAUUCAGUUAGUCCUGACUUGGAUCAUGACGCAUGCAUGACCAUGCUGGCAGUGGCUGGCAUAUACUUGAUUUUAGACGUCAAUUCUCCUUUAGAUAAUCAACAUUUGAAUCGCUACGAGCCCUGGGUGUCGUACAAUGCCGACUACAUGGAGCACGUAUUUAAGGUCAUCGAUCAUUUCGGUCAGUACAACAACACGCUGGGCUUUUUUGCUGGUAAUGAAAUUAUCAAUGACGGUCUUUCUGCAAGACGGUCGCCACCGUAUAUUAGAUCGAUUGUGAAGGACAUGAAGACCUACAUCAAACAGCACAUGUCUCGCAUCAUUCCCAUUGGGUAUUCGGCCGCCGAUGACUUGAAAUUUCGACUCUCUUUAUCCGACUAUCUGCAAUGCUAUGACGAAAACAAUCCAGACUCUGAAGUUGAUUUUUAUGGUGUCAAUUCAUAUCAAUGGUGUGGUGAUCAGACGUUUGAGAGUUCUGGCUACGACGAGCUUUCAAAAGCCUAUGCAAAAUACUCGAAGCCAGUGUUUUUCUCCGAGUUUGGAUGCAAUGCUGUCAAGCCCAGAAAAUUUGGAGAAGUGGCCGCACUCUUCUCAUCUAAGAUGAUUGAUGUGUUCUGUGGUGGGCUUGUAUAUGAAUACACCUUGGAGCCCAAUGAAUAUGGCCUUGUACAAGUUGAAGACAAUGGUUCUGUAAAACUACUCCCCGAUUAUGAUGCGUUAAGGGAAAAGUACACGGAUGUUCGUGCAGAUAGUCUCCAACAAGCCUUCGAGCAACUGCAAGUCUUCAUGGCGGAGAUGCCCGAAUGCGAAGAAGCUUACGAGAAUUUAAAAGUUGACACAAAGGUUCCCGAGGGUAUAACUGACCAUCUAAUAGAAAACGGAGUGACAGUUAGGCGGGGCAAAUACAUUUACUUGACUGAGAAUGAAUUGACUUCGAAGUUUUCAAUUCAUGAUGUUGAUGGUAAUGAAUUGAAAGGUCCACAUCGGAUUGAAGUUAUCAACAGUAUUGACUUAAAGUCAAACCAGUCGUCUGGAACGCAGAAGUCAUCGACAUCAGCUAAGAAGUCUUUGUCAUCGACAACUCAGCCGACCGGAGCUUCGUCCUCCAACAGUGACAGGAGCAAAGACAAAAAUCAGGACAAAAACCAUUCCUCAGAAUUGAAAGUCAACUUCUGGUUGCUCCUUGUAGGGUUCAUUUCCAUUUUCGUGGGAUUUGUUGCAUUCAGCACUUCCAUUUAG